AUGCUCCGCGUUGACAGGAGAGCCUUGUGGGAGUUCCAUGGAGACAGUCAGGAGUCGCUUAGGCGGCUCCCGUGCCCGACCGCAGUGAUGGACGAGUAUGCGGCCUCUGUGGCUACGCUCGUGGGCAUGCUCGGGAUUGACGCCGGCCAGGCCGGGACGCUGCUCCAGAAUGCGGGUGGCAACAUUGAGGCGGCCGCCUCCGAGUACUUUUACAUGAUGGAGGAGGGCGGCGGGACGGACGGCGAGACGGACGGCGCGUCGACCGACAUGGACGAGGACGAAGACAUGGCGAUGGCGAUGGCGCCCCCUCCGACGAUGGCGCGGCCGACCGCCAAGCGCCCGAAACUCGAGGCGCGUCCCGCGCCGCGGCUCGGCCUCGACGCCGCGGGGCUCGCCGCCCUCCAGGCCGGCUUUGCUCUGUCGGCCGCGCCGGCAGACGGCGCCGACGCGCUGCACCGGGCGGCCCUCCUCUCGGGGGCCGCUGAGGAGGACGGGCUCUCCCUCUACGGCGACUCUGGAGAGAGCGACCUCGUCGGCUUGCUCAAGGCUUCGGCGGCGGCGGCGCCGUUUGUGACCGCCGUCGCCACGUCGCUCUCGCUGGCGGAGCAGGAGAGCGUAUACGGCCCGGCACUCGAGUCGUUGCUGCGCCGGCUCGACCCGUACUCGGGCGGCGCUGUGGAGAGCGGCAGGCUCCGCUCUGGCGAGUGGACUGGCCGGGAGGCAGAGGGGCUCGGAGUGCUGCGCCUGCUCAGCCCCUCGCCGGCUGGGCUGACGGGGCAGCGGGUCAUCCUCACGGCGGCGCUCUUCAAGGACCCGGCAGCCAAGGCGGCCGCGCUGCGCUGGCUGGGCGCUGUGCUCGCGGCCAACGGCGCGAACGCAGACGGGGGGAAGCAGCAGAGCCCUCAAGAGGCGAUGCGGGCGCGGCAGAGCGGCGCGUCGGGCGGCGCGGCGGCGGUGCUGCUGCAGCUGUGCGGCCCCUUCCUCACCCCGACGGCUCUCCGCGACGGCAAGGGGCAUGACGGCUUCGCGCGGCUCGAUUGGAGGCUCACCGAAGCUGGCGGCGACCCUUCUGGCGGCGGCGGAGCGGGUGCGGGUGGGUCGGGAGGGUUCGAGGAGUCCAACGAGGAGGCGGACGAGCUGGCGCAGGCCGAUCAAGCUCUCCCUCUGACGCAUCAACUAGUGGAUGCGUCAAUUCAAGUCCUUCAUUCCGCGCAGGCGAUCAAGCUCUCCCUCCUCUCGAGCAGCGACGCCGCCGCCGAGCCCGCUCCCCCCCCGAACACCCCACCGCCGGCUGGCGCUGCUGGUGGGUCGGCGGAGGGGGUCGCGGCGGGCGGCGGCGACGCCGAGGCGGAGCUGCACUUUGCGGAGCUGCACUUUGUAACGGAGUGCUUCUUCCUCUGCCUGCGCGCGCUGCACGUCGGCGUCCUCCCCGCCAUGCGAGGAGCCGGCCGCCGCCUCCCCGCCAUGCGCCGCUGCGAGCGGAUCCUCCUCGAGCUGCAGCGCAAGGGCGGUGCGGCGGCCUUCGACGCACACUUGCACGCGAUCAAGGAGGCUGGGCAGGGCAAGGCGCAGGCGGCGGUGCUGGCGUACCGGCUGCUGCUCGACGGCCCGCGGCUGCAGCCCCUCCUCCUCCGCUUCUGCGGCCUCGCCGGCGCGGGGCUCGAGCAUCUCUGGCGAGAGGCGCGGGGCUCGAGCAUCUCUGGCGAGAGCGCGGCGGCGGCCGACGCGUGCGCCGCCCUGCCCGCCUCGACGCUGACCGACGUGUUUGCGCUCCUCGUGCUGUUCGCGCGCAAGGACCCCCAGGCUCUCGUUGCUUCGGAGGUUGCGGCGCCCCUCGUCUCGCGCUGCGCGUGCCGCUGGGCCCUCGCCUCCUCGCCCUUCGUCCGCUUCACCGCCGCCGAGCUGCUCGAGACGCUCGUGCAGAUGGACGAGCACGCGGCGCGGCUGGCCGGCUCGCGGCUGCGCGGCGUGGCGGGGCCGCUUGUCAGGCUGAUCGACGCCGAGGCGGCGUCGGAGGUGCAGCUGCCCCUGCUCUCCCUCUACGUCGAGCUCGGGCUGCACACAAACGCGGCGGCCGUCUCCGACAAGAACGGCGACCGCUUCCGCAUCAUGAGCGUGCUGCGCGCGCUGUGGCAGCAGCCGCAGCCGUGGAGGGCGCUGCAGGCCGCCGCGGCCGCCUCGCUCGAGCCGGGCGGUGGCGGCGACGGCGGCGCGGCGUUUGGAGAGUUUGCAGAGACGCUGGUCAAGGAGGCGGUCUUUCUGCUGGCGGAUGCGCUCGGCCGGCUGGCGGACGUGCACACGAGGCAGGAGGAGAUGCCAGCCUCGGUGCGUCGCGGGGACAAGGCGGCGUCGCUGCCGGCCCCGCCGCCGGCCUCUGCCGCCGACAAGGAGAAGGAGGCGGCGUGGGCGGCGCUGAGCGGGAAGGAGAGGCAGGCGCGCGAGGCUCGCCUCGAGCAGUGCCGCCGCACCGCCAAGGGCUUCCUCCAGCUCGCCCACUCGUCGCUGGCGGCCCUCCUCUUCCUCACCGACGAGGCGGGCGUCUGCUCCGCCUUUGCCUCCCACCCGUCCCGCGCCUCCAAGCUCGCGGCGAUGCUGGUCGAGUUCCUGCGCAAGCUCUGCGACGUCAAGGCGCGGGAGGGCUUGCGCGUCGACCAGCCCGACAAGCUGGGCUGGCACCCGAAGAAGAUGCGCUCCGACACGCGGCCGCACCCGAAGAAGAUGCUCUCCGACACCCGCACGCACCCGAAGAAGAGGCUCUCCGACACCCGCACGCACCCGAAGAAGAUGCUCUCCGACACCCGCACGCACCCGAAGAAGAUGCUCUCCGACACGGCGCAGCUUCUGCUCCACGCCGCCUCGCGCGUGCCCGCCUUCGUGCAGACGCUCGCCGCUUGCGACAACCUCGACGUGCCCCUCCUGCACACGGCGACCAACAUCCUCGAGCACGCGUUCAAUCGUUGA
Emiliania huxleyi CCMP1516 is the source of this 2961-nucleotide messenger RNA. RefSeq lists its product as hypothetical. The transcript is spliced from 19 exons. Gene Ontology annotation, cellular component: ubiquitin ligase complex; cytoplasm; nucleus. NCBI's taxonomy places the organism in Eukaryota, Haptophyta, Isochrysidales, Noelaerhabdaceae. Bases 1 to 2961 code for a protein of 986 amino acids. The record is from RefSeq and is a predicted model, not a curated record. Gene Ontology annotation, biological process: protein polyubiquitination. Gene Ontology annotation, molecular function: ubiquitin-ubiquitin ligase activity.